This is a messenger RNA of Adineta ricciae, 1758 nucleotides long. Lineage: Eukaryota; Metazoa; Rotifera; Eurotatoria; Adinetida; Adinetidae. The record is from the annotation of a GenBank genome assembly.
AUGUCUGGUGAUUAUAAGAACCAACAAUCACCUGAUCGAUCUCGUUCACGUUCGCGCAGUCCAAAUCGUCUUUCACCUUCGCACAAUAGUCGAUCAUCAUCGAGAAAUAACAACGGACAUCAUUUUCAUGACCGAAGAAAUAAUCGAUACCGAUCAAAUCAUAACAAUGGUAAUGAUUAUCGUGGUGGAGGCGGUGGCGCAGAUCGACUUGGUCAAACGGUGAAUUUAUAUUCCGAUCGCGAAUUGGGAUUAAAAUAUCGAUGGGAAAAAACAGUUCAUGUUUCGAACAUUCCAUAUGACAUGAGAUGGACAGCUUUAAAAGAUUUAUUUCGUACAGAAGUUGGGGAAGUGAUGUAUACGGAAGUUUUUGAACGAGAUGGCAAAUCACUUGGUUGCGGAUCUGUGGAAUUUCGAACAGUUGAAGAAGCCAAACGCGCGGUGGAAAAGAUGCAUCAAUUCGAAUAUGGCGGUCGAAAACUAGCUGUAAAAUUAGACGAAGAAGGUUUUCGUACUCGACGCGCCAAAUAUCAAUCGCUCGAAGGUCGUCUUUCACAAAAGAACAAUAUGCUUCAACAACACAAUAAUCUUUCGAAUCAAUUCGGCAACGCUAGUGGAAAUUCCGGCAAUAUGUCUCGUUCACCCGAAGUCGCAGGUCUCAAUAGUAUUGGCACAUCAUUAUCGGGCUAUUCAUCAGUUGCUGGCAUUCCAGCAUAUGUUCUACAAAGAUUAGGUAUCGAUGGACCUGUUACAAAUAAAAUCUUUGUAGCGAAUUUGGAUUUCAAAUGUGAUGAAAAGAAAGUUCGAGAAGUCUUUUCCUUGGCCGGUCGCGUACGUGAAGUGACAUUGAAACGAAAUAAAGAAGGUCAAAGCCGUGGUAUGGCUGUAGUUGAAUACGAACAUCCAUUAGAAGCUGUGCAAGCUGUGUCGAUGUUUAACGAACAACAACUAUACGAUCGAAUUAUGGCCGUGAAAAUUGAUUUGAAAGAUGAAGGCAAAGAUGAUGGUCGUUCAAUGAAAUUGCCAAGCGGAUUGAAGUCGAUUGGUGUUGGUUUAGGCCUCGCUGGGAACCCACUACGAACAAAUAACGUUAAUCAACUUGAGCCACCUCUGCCGCAGAUUAAUCCCAAUCCUAUACAAAAUGUUACACCGAAUGUUUCUGAUUAUAUUAAUCAUAAUGACCUUACAGCUUUACAAGCACUUUCACAGUUAUCACCCAGCGCAAUCAGCGCUUUAACUCAAUUAGCCACUAGUGGUUUUUCCGGAUUGAAUUCUCUUGCUGGACUUCAAUCAGUUAAUUCCAAUUUAAAUACCUCGUCUACAUUGGGCAUCGAUCCCUAUGCAAAUACAAAUUCUCUGUAUGCAUCGCUUGCUGGUGGUUACUCAAAUUACCAACAAUCGUCAGGUUUAACUGGUGCGUCUCAACUGUCAUCUCAAUUAUCAGGUAAUGUCGAAAACGGAGUUUGCUAUCGUGUUGUUUUCAGCUCAUUCUACAAAGAUGACGAUGCACGUUUGGGUCAAUCAGCGCCUGUCGGAGUGUCAGCCGUGUCAUCGGUUCGCACACAACCGAAUACAUCGUUUGCAGGUGGUCGAAAUGUAUUAGGCACAGGUGUCAGCGGUCUUGGUGGAUCUCUAGGUCCUUAUACCCAAUCGAAUACAAAUACGCAACGUAGUGUUGGAGGCGUGCUUAGUAAUUCCAAUGUAAACGGUCCGAGUACCGGUGUUUACGAUCGUUCACGAGGCCGAUCACCGUAUCGUUAA